AUCAAACCGCUGCUCGUCCGCGCGCCGCCGAAACGCCGAGCCGACAAUGGCAGAACUAGUCGGUCCUCUCCGAAAACAGCUCGCUGACUCCCUCUCCUCCUGCCGGGUGCUGGUGGUCGGGGCGGGAGGCAUCGGCUGCGAGCUCCUGAAAAACCUGGUGCUCACUGGCUUUAAGAAUAUUGAGGUGAUUGACCUGGAUACUAUUGAUGUCAGCAACCUCAACAGACAAUUUCUGUUUCAGAAGAAACAUGUUGGAAAGUCUAAAGCUCAGGUUGCCAAGGAGAGCGUGCUUCGGUUUUGUCCAUCUGCGAACAUCACUGCCUAUCAUGACAGCAUCAUGAACCCAGAUUACAAUGUGGAGUUCUUCAGGAAUUUCCAGCUUGUAAUGAAUGCUUUGGACAACAGAGCGGCCAGAAAUCAUGUAAACCGAAUGUGUUUGGCGGCUGACAUUCCCCUCAUCGAGAGUGGCACGGCUGGCUAUCUGGGACAAGUCACAGUUAUCAAGAAGGGUCAGACAGAAUGCUACGAGUGCCAGCCUAAACCAACACAGAAAACCUUCCCAGGUUGCACCAUUCGCAACACCCCCUCUGAACCUAUCCACUGCAUUGUGUGGGCCAAAUAUCUCUUCAAUCAGCUGUUUGGUGAGGAGGAUGCAGAUCAGGAAGUAUCGCCCGACACUGCUGACCCUGAAGCCGCCUGGAAUCCUGCAGAUGCAGCAGCUCGAGCCACAGCCUCCGAUCAGGAUGGAGACAUUAAACGAGUGUCCACUAAAGAGUGGGCUCGUUCUACAGGCUACGACCCCAUCAAACUCUUCAACAAGCUUUUUAAGGAUGACAUCAUGUAUCUACUGACCAUGGAUAAGUUGUGGAAAAAAAGAAAAGCCCCGUUACCACUAGAAUGGGAGGAAAUCAAGCAGCUUGCAGGUUCUCAGGAGGAGGUGAUUGGCUCGGGACUGAAGGACCAGCAGGUUUUGGGAGUCCAGGGUUAUGCUCAGCUCUUCCAGCACAGCGUAGAAACUCUGCGAUCUCAGCUGAAAGAGAAGGGUGACGGUGCAGAGCUCAUCUGGGACAAGGACGAUCCUCCAGCCAUGGACUUUGUUACAGCAGCUUCAAACUUGCGCAUGAAUGUAUUCAGCAUGAACAUGAAAAGCCGCUUUGAUGUCAAAUCCAUGGCAGGCAACAUCAUUCCAGCAAUAGCCACCACUAACGCCGUCAUUGCCGGUCUCAUUGUUCUGGAAGCGCUAAAGAUUCUCAAUUCAGACUUUGAACAGUGUCGCACGAUCUUUCUAAACAAACAGCCAAACCCCAGGAAAAAGCUGCUCGUCCCGUGUGCACUGGACCCUCCAAAUGCCAGCUGUUAUGUUUGUGCCAGCAAACCCGAGGUCACAGUAAAGCUUAACGUGCACAAGACCAUGGUGCAAGCUCUUCAGGACAAGAUACUGAAGGAGAAGUUUGGCAUGGUGGCACCAGAUGUGCAGAUUGAAGAUGGAAAAGGAACAAUCCUUAUCUCUUCAGAAGAAGGAGAGACCGAAGCAAACAAUAACAAGUUUUUGUCUGACUUCGGGAUUCGGAAUGGGAGCCGUCUUCAAGCAGAUGACUUCCUACAGGAUUACACUCUUCUGGUCAAUGUAAUUCACAGUGAGGAGUUGGAAAAGGAUGUUGAGUUUGAAGUAGUCGGUGACGCCCCGGAUAAAGCGCCUGCUCCAAGUGCCCCGGAAGAAGGGAAAAACAUUGCCAAUGGGAAUAAAGAUUCUGCCCAGCCAUCUACCUCAUCGAAAGCAGCUGUAGAGGAUGAUGAUGUCCUUCUCGUAGACUCCGAUGAAGAGCCAUCAUCGAGCACCAUGGACACAGAGUCCAGUAACCGAAAGAGGAAACAUCAUGAUGCUGAAACGGACGAUGCUUCAUCUAAGCGCAAACGCCUGGACCAGCAGCCGGCCGAUGAUGAUGAUGAAGACAUCAUCGCUCUAGACUAGAGUCUUUGACAAGAUUUCACCUGCCUACAAUACAGGAUUUUCCUCCAGUUCAGUUUUUUUGUACGGUUUCUCUUACCAAACAUGUAAAUAUAUCUGUACAAAAUGGUUCAAGCUCAAUGGAUGUCGUCUUUUCCUUUCUCUAUAUUUUUUUGGGAACAGAAAACCGCUGAGAUAUGAACUUCAAUCGGUUAGCUUUUCCUCGGAUGGACAAAACGGCUUUUUAACUCGGUAUUUUUUACAAUGUGUGUCCUCGUGUUUUAGAAAAGCUGACAACAAGUGCUGACGGUAUUUUCAUCUUGGAAACACCAUAUUCCAUAUUUAUUACAGGUUGUUUUUGUUGCCAACCUCAGUAAUAUUUCAAAGUCAAAUCAUUUUACGGUAACACUGUUACUGUAUGAUGGAUUGCUUAUCUUGUUGCUUUGCUUCAGCAUCAUAAUGAAAAAUAUUGUGACUUCUUUUUUAAAAAUACACUCAAGCCAACCGUUUA
Danio aesculapii is the source of this 2459-nucleotide messenger RNA. RefSeq names its product ubiquitin-like modifier activating enzyme 2 (gene uba2). Gene Ontology annotation, cellular component: SUMO activating enzyme complex; cytoplasm. Gene Ontology annotation, molecular function: SUMO activating enzyme activity. The coding region runs from base 47 to 1972 and encodes 641 amino acids. Gene Ontology annotation, biological process: protein sumoylation. The record is from RefSeq and is a predicted model, not a curated record. Lineage: Eukaryota; Metazoa; Chordata; Actinopteri; Cypriniformes; Danionidae. The transcript is spliced from 17 exons.